Messenger RNA from Cyphomyrmex costatus, 1491 nucleotides. RefSeq names its product homeobox protein Nkx-2.4. The record is from RefSeq and is a predicted model, not a curated record. Gene Ontology annotation, biological process: cell differentiation; regulation of transcription by RNA polymerase II. Bases 1 to 1491 code for a protein of 496 amino acids. Gene Ontology annotation, cellular component: nucleus. NCBI's taxonomy places the organism in Eukaryota, Metazoa, Arthropoda, Insecta, Hymenoptera, Formicidae. The transcript has 4 exons. Gene Ontology annotation, molecular function: RNA polymerase II cis-regulatory region sequence-specific DNA binding; DNA-binding transcription factor activity, RNA polymerase II-specific.
AUGAGCGGUGGCAACGGCGGCGGCGGAAACGGUGGCGGCAAUCAAGGCGGUAAUGGCAAUGCCACGACUUAUCACCAGCAUCAACAGCAGCAGCAGCAACAACAACAACAGCAGCAGCAACAGCAGCAAUCGCUGGAACAGGCCGGCCUCCUGUCGGACCUCAAUGGCAUCGACCUGGCGAUGAGCCUGUCGCCCAAGCAGCACUCGUCCCACGUGCAAGCUGCCGGUGGUGCCCACACUACGCCUUUCAGCGUCACCGAUAUCUUAUCGCCGAUCGAGGAGUCUUACCGGAAGCUCGAGCUCGCCGCUGCCGCCGCCGCCGUCGGUGUUGGUGUCGGCGUCGUAACGCAUUCCCAGGGCUCGCCUUACGGGAACGCAUGCGGUGCACGGGUGGGUGGUAACACCGGUAGCUCGAGCGCAAGCAGCGGCAGCCCGCCGCUGCACGGUGGUUCGACGCCCGGCGGCAGCACCCCCGGACCAGUUUCCGUUGCCAACGGGGCCGCCCCCGGUGGCGGUGGCAGUGCCGGCGGUGCCGGCGGAGCCAUGAGUGCCAUGGGUAAUCCUUACGCAACUAUGCAGCUCACGUCGCAAUACCAAUAUUGCGCCGCGGAAUUAUCGCCGUAUCAUCACGCCGGGCCCGGCGUGGGCGCCACGGCCACAGCCACGGACCCCAUGAGGUCCCAUGCGGUCUCGUCGCACCAUCAUCCGUGGUACGCACCGGCGCCACCGACCACCAAUGACCCCCGCUUUGCCAUCUCGCGACUGAUGGGCGCCGCGGCGGCGGGCGCCGGGACCAACAUGGCCGGCUGCUCGGUGGGCCAGUCGAUGGGCGAUGUGACCAAGUCGUCGGGAAUGGGGGUGGGCGUCGGCGUCGGAGUCGGCGUUGGCAUGGGCGUCGGCGCGAUGCAAUUCCCUCUCGCGCAGAGACGGAAGAGACGCGUCCUCUUCACCCAGGCCCAGGUCUACGAGCUCGAAAGGCGAUUCAAGCAGCAAAAGUACCUCAGCGCGCCCGAACGGGAGCACCUGGCGUCCUUAAUUCAUCUAACGCCCACGCAGGUGAAGAUAUGGUUCCAAAAUCAUCGGUAUAAAUGCAAGAGGCAAGCGAAAGAAAAAGCGAUGGCCGAGCAAAACGCCCAAAAUCAGAGUGCGAGCUCGCCGCGACGGGUGGCGGUACCGGUGCUGGUGAAGGACGGGAAGCCGUGCGGGAGCGGCGGCGGCGGCGGGAACGAGGGUAGCCGCGGCGGGCCCAGCGCGGCCCUGGCGAGUCCGGCGCCGCACAUGACGGCGGCCUCGAGUCCCCAUGGCACUCAUCACGCGGCGGCCUCCUCGGUCUCCCAUCACUCGGUCGUUGCCGGCGUCAGCCACGUCAUGAGCUCGAGCCAGAGCCUGCAGCACUGCUCGUACACGCGGUCCGCCGCGCAGCAGGGUAUGCAGCAGCAACAGCAGCCGCAGUGCGGCGCGUAUCUACCGUUGCAGGGUCGAGCCUGGUAG